GGCAACCGCCGGGGAGGAGCAGGGUCGGUGCGGCGGGCGAGGCGGAGGCGGAGGCAGCGCGAGCGCGGGAGGUCGCUGCAGCCGGGGACACCUCGCGCCGCUGCCCAACAUGGUCGCUGCGCACGCUGCCCAUUCUUCCUCCUCUGCCGAGUGGAUCGCCUGCCUGGAUAAAAGACCACUGGAACGAUCCAGUGAAGAUGUGGAUAUAAUCUUCACACGACUGAAGGAAGUUAAAGCUUUUGAGAAAUUUCACCCAAAUCUCCUUCAUCAGAUUUGUUUAUGUGGUUAUUAUGAGAAUCUGGAAAAAGGAAUAACAUUAUUUCGCCAGGGUGAUAUUGGAACAAACUGGUAUGCUGUCCUGGCAGGGUCUUUGGAUGUUAAAGUAUCUGAGACCAGCAGUCACCAGGAUGCGGUGACCAUCUGUACCCUGGGGAUUGGGACAGCCUUUGGAGAGUCCAUUCUGGACAACACGCCCCGCCAUGCGACCAUCGUUACCAGGGAGAGCAGCGAACUGCUCCGCAUCGAGCAGAAGGACUUCAAGGCACUAUGGGAGAAAUAUCGACAAUAUAUGGCAGGACUUCUGGCUCCUCCUUAUGGUGUUAUGGAAACGGGCUCUAACAAUGACAGAAUUCCUGACAAGGAGAACACACCUCUCAUUGAACCUCACGUUCCUCUUCGUCCUGCUAACACCAUUACCAAGGUCCCUUCAGAGAAGAUCCUCAGGGCUGGAAAAAUUUUACGAAAUGCCAUUCUCUCUCGAGCCCCUCACAUGAUAAGAGAUAGGAAAUACCACCUCAAGACAUACAGACAAUGCUGUGUGGGAACCGAGCUUGUGGAUUGGAUGAUGCAACAGACCCCGUGUGUUCACUCCAGGACUCAAGCUGUUGGCAUGUGGCAAGUCCUAUUAGAAGAUGGUGUCCUCAACCAUGUGGACCAGGAGCACCAUUUCCAAGACAAAUAUUUAUUUUAUCGAUUUCUGGAUGACGAGCAUGAGGAUGCCCCUUUGCCUACUGAGGAGGAGAAGAAGGAGUGUGACGAGGAGCUCCAGGACACCAUGCUGCUGCUGUCGCAGAUGGGGCCCGAUGCCCACAUGAGGAUGAUUCUGCGCAAACCACCUGGCCAAAGGACAGUGGAUGACCUGGAGAUUAUCUACGAAGAGCUCCUUCAUAUUAAAGCCUUAUCCCAUCUUUCUACCACAGUGAAACGGGAGUUAGCAGGUGUUCUCAUUUUUGAGUCUCAUGCCAAAGGAGGAACCGUCUUGUUUAACCAGGGGGAAGAAGGUACCUCCUGGUACAUUAUUCUAAAAGGAUCAGUGAAUGUAGUCAUUUAUGGCAAGGGUGUGGUCUGCACCCUGCAUGAGGGAGAUGACUUUGGCAAGUUAGCGCUAGUGAAUGAUGCCCCACGAGCUGCCUCCAUCGUCUUACGAGAGGAUAACUGUCAUUUCUUAAGAGUCGACAAGGAGGAUUUCAACCGGAUCCUGAGGGACGUUGAGGCGAACACAGUCAGACUUAAAGAACAUGACCAAGAUGUCUUGGUGCUGGAGAAGGUCCCAGCAGGGAGCAGAGCUUCUAAUCAAGGAAACUCACAGCCUCAGCAAAAGUAUACUGUGAUGUCAGGGACACCUGAAAAAAUUUUAGAGCAUUUUCUAGAAACAAUACGCCUCGAACCAGCUUUAAAUGAAGCAACAGAUUCUGUUUUAAAUGACUUCGUUAUGAUGCACUGUGUUUUUAUGCCAAAUACCCAGCUUUGCCCUGCACUGGUGGCCCAUUACCAUGCACAGCCUUCUCAAGGUACAGAACAGGAGAGAAUGGAUUAUGCCCUCAACAACAAGAGACGAGUCAUCCGCCUGGUUCUACAGUGGGCUGCCAUGUAUGGAGACCUCCUGCAAGAGGAUGAUGUGGCCAUGGCUUUCCUGGAGGAGUUUUAUGUGUCUGUAUCAGAUGAUGCCCGGAUGAUUGCUGCCCUCAAGGAGCAACUGCCAGAGUUGGAGAAGAUUGUCAAGCAAAUUUCAGAAGAUGCAAAGGCUCCACAAAAGAAGCACAAGGUUCUUUUGCAACAAUUCAACACAGGCGAUGAGAGGGCCCAGAAGCGCCAACCUGUCCGAGGCUCUGAUGAGGUUUUAUUUAAGGUCUAUUGCAUGGACCACACCUACACUACCAUUCGGGUACCUGUGGCUGCCUCAGUGAAGGAAGUCAUCAGUGCAGUUGCGGACAAACUGGGCUCUGGGGAAGGCCUGAUCAUAGUCAAGAUGAGUUCCGGAGGAGAAAAGGUGGUGCUCAAACCUAAUGAUGUUUCGGUAUUUACGACGCUCACCAUUAAUGGACGCCUGUUUGCUUGCCCGCGAGAGCAAUUCGAUUCCCUGACUCCCUUACCAGAACAAGAAGGUCCAACUGUUGGAACAGUGGGAACUUUUGAACUGAUGAGCUCCAAAGAUUUAGCCUACCAGAUGACAAUUUAUGAUUGGGAACUCUUCAACUGUGUGCAUGAGCUGGAGCUAAUCUAUCACACAUUUGGAAGGCAUAAUUUUAAAAAGACCACAGCAAACUUGGAUUUGUUCCUGAGGAGGUUUAAUGAAAUUCAGUUUUGGGUUGUCACUGAGAUUUGCCUUUGUUCCCAACUCAGCAAACGUGUUCAGCUCUUAAAAAAAUUUAUUAAGAUCGCAGCCCACUGUAAGGAAUAUAGAAAUCUGAAUUCCUUUUUUGCCAUCGUCAUGGGACUAAGUAAUGUUGCUGUUAGUCGCUUGGCACUAACAUGGGAGAAACUGCCAAGCAAGUUCAAGAAGUUCUAUGCAGAGUUUGAAAGUUUAAUGGACCCUUCAAGAAACCACAGGGCUUACAGGCUGACAGCAGCUAAGCUGGAGCCCCCUCUCAUCCCCUUCAUGCCUCUGCUCAUUAAAGCGCAUGAUUGCAAACACUGCCAGAACAGUGAGGUACUACAGGAGCCAGCCCUUCAAUCCUGAUGCAGCGCAAGCUAAUAAGAACCAUCAGGAUGUUCGGAGUUAUGUACGGCAAUUAAAUGUGAUUGACAACCAGAGAACUUUAUCACAGAUGUCACACAGAUUAGAACCGCGUAGGCCAUAGACAUCUAAAGUGCCCCAAGCAAUGAUUUGUCUCCAGUCCACAAUCGUUCAAAAAUGCCUUUUAUGCUACCAUUGACUGUAUUGCCACUAGAGAAUUCUACAAAACAAGCAAAAACACAUCCUGAGACACCUCAGGGCUGCAUUCAGCUUACUGACUACAUGAGAAGAGAAGAAAUGAUUUGACUUGCAUAAAGCUUACACACUCUAGCUUAGGAACCCCCAGUAUAGUCACCCUGUUUCAUUUCCAGUUGUGCUAUCUUCAUAAGACCCACAUGAAGAACUCAGUAGAAACACCACUGUCCAGGGGACUCUCAAGUUCCUGACGUUUCUUCUAAGAAUGUUUACAGUGUGAAAUGUGCUACAAAUGGGAUCAAUUUGGACACAUCAGUGGUGAUAUAGUUUCAUCAUUGUUAACUCAACAUCUCUAUUUGGAGCAUGGGGUUUGGGCAAAGUGUUGAGGAAUCCGUUCAAGUCCACAUGCUAGGUUGUAUUCUUCCAUCCUCAUAAUCUUACCUCUGAAGGAACAGAACCUGACCACACUACUAUAAAACUUUAUGGCUACUUAUGUAAUUUAGAGAGGACUGGUCUGUAAUUUCUGAAUGAUAGCUAGAAUAAUAUUUAUGUUUACAAUGUAUCUUUUUUAAAUUUACAAAUCAGGAUUACAUACAUAAGAAUUCCACUAAGAAACACCAAGGUUCUUAAAAUUGCCAGCGUUAAGAUAAAAAAUAACAUUUCUGAAGAGCACAAUAUGCACAAAAUGUUUUUCAAAAUUAAAAUAUUUUCCUGGGCAUUAAAAACCUUUCAGCUACAAAUUUAUUGUUACUGAUUUAAAAAAAAAAACAUAUUUUCUGGAUUUAAAUGUUAUUACAAAUAUCUUAAUUUUCAACAAUUGUUUUGCACUUUCAAAUAGAUUGUAAAUAGUUCAUCCAAUCAAUGGUAUAGAGUUAUUUAUUUGCUACAUAAUAGAUAUUGUGCCAAAUAAUUACUUUUUAUUUAUUUUAUUUAGUAUGUAAUUUUGGAGUACAUUUUUUUUCUGUUUUCACAAUUAGACUACAUUUAAUGUGUAGGAAUUGUAUGUAUAUAUAUCUUCUGUAAAUAACAUCUAGUAUCUUCAUUAAAUAUACUUGUUGACAAGAAAUAGUUGUGUUCUUUUCCAUUCCUGUAAUGUGGGAGAUAAACAUUUGGUAUGGUAGUGUAUUGGAUUUCUUUGUUUCUUUUAUUCCUGGUGCUGGGAACAGAACCCAGGGUCAUACACAUACCAAACACAUACUCAGUCACUGAGCUACACCCUUAUCCUAUAUUAUUUCUUAAUUAAAAUAUAAAAUUUUUGAAAGUGCACAGUCCAGUGGGUUUUUUUAACAUAUUAACAAGGUCGUAAAGUAAUCAUCACUGUCUACCUCCCAAUUCUCAUCCCUGAAAGAAAUCCCAUACUCCUUAGCACUCAUUCCUUAUUCUCUUCUUCCAGUCCCUGGUGACCACCAAUCUGCUUUUCUGUAUCUGAAUUUACUGUGGACAUUUCAGAUCAAUGAAUCAUACAAUAUGGGGCCUGUUGUAUCUUUUCUUUCAUUUGACAGUGUUUUCAAAGUUCUUCCACGUUGUAGAUUGUACCAGUACUUCAUUCCUUCUAAUGUAAUGUUCCCGUGUGUGUGGACCCCACACGUUGUCCAUUCAUUAUUUGAAGAAGCUUUGGUUAUCGCUUCUACUUUGGGGCUAUUUGAAUU
Sciurus carolinensis (gray squirrel) is the source of this 4800-nucleotide messenger RNA. RefSeq names its product Rap guanine nucleotide exchange factor 4 (gene Rapgef4). The transcript has 30 exons. Gene Ontology annotation, cellular component: plasma membrane. Gene Ontology annotation, molecular function: guanyl-nucleotide exchange factor activity; cAMP binding. NCBI's taxonomy places the organism in Eukaryota, Metazoa, Chordata, Mammalia, Rodentia, Sciuridae. The record is from RefSeq and is a predicted model, not a curated record. The coding region runs from base 110 to 2959 and encodes 949 amino acids. Gene Ontology annotation, biological process: positive regulation of GTPase activity; Ras protein signal transduction; spermatogenesis.